Molecule: messenger RNA, 986 nt
Organism: Cottoperca gobio
Lineage: Eukaryota; Metazoa; Chordata; Actinopteri; Perciformes; Bovichtidae
Product: dehydrogenase/reductase SDR family member 13-like
Exons: 3
Coding region: 131-679 (182 amino acids)
Source: RefSeq, a predicted model, not a curated record
CAGUUUCAACAAAUGUGAAAAUAAGUUAUUUUUAACAGUGUAACCAACUGCAGCUAGCCAUACAUACACUUUGCCAGUUCAAAGUUUUGCAGGUAUUUACCUACAGGGUCGAACAGAGGACGAACUGGGGAUGAUGUUUGGCGUCAACCACAUUGGUCACUUCCUAUUAACCAACCUGUUGCUGGACCGGCUGAAGGAGUGUGAACCCAGCAGGGUAGUCAGCUUGUCGUCUGUCGCACAUAACUUUGGAACAAUUAAUUUUGACUGUCUGAACACCCACAAAGCUCUGGGACUGGGGACCUCAUUCAUGGAGGUUCUCCAGAUCUAUUCUGACAGCAAGCUAUGCAACGUUCUCUUCACCCACGAGCUGGCCAAGAGACUCCAGGGAACCAAGGUCACCUGUUACUGCCUCCACCCAGGAGCUAUCAACUCUGAGCUGGCAAGGAACACUAACUCAGUGAUGCAAAUGGUCCUGAAGCCCCUGACUGCCUUUUUCUUCAAAGACACCAUUCAGGGUUCCCAGACCACCCUACACUGUGCUGUCCAGGAGGGGAUCGAACUUCUGAACGGACGUUACUUCUCAAACUGCACCGUCAGAGAAGUGUAUGCUAAAGCCAAGGAUGACGCUGCCGCAAAGAAGCUGUGGGAGCUCAGUGAGAGACUGUCUGGUCUCGCAUAAAAAGCUUCCCAUCUAAUUCCUGAUCGUGGGUUGUCAUUGUUUCUCUAAGACAUUAAUUAUGGAAAAAUAUCCUUGAAGGUACCUUACCACAUAACAUGAUGAGGUUAGCUGGCAGGCAAGAUAAGUCAAGUAAUGAAAGGUAAAGAAAAGAACCAGUCUGACUAGACGGACUCUCUUGGAGUUGCCAUGACUUGGUAGUUUUUACAGCGUAUUCAUGUUGAUGUUUAUUUUGCAUAUUGUAUUGUAUAAGAUGUGCACUCAAGGAAAAUGUAAUAAAUGAUUAUGUAACAGUUUGUUGAAAUGUAAU